This is a messenger RNA of Gryllus bimaculatus (two-spotted cricket), 1892 nucleotides long. The record is from the annotation of a GenBank genome assembly. Lineage: Eukaryota; Metazoa; Arthropoda; Insecta; Orthoptera; Gryllidae.
CUCGACUACGACUACGACGUCGCCGUGGCCGUCAUCUGCGGCAUGUACCUCAUCUUCGGCGUCGUCUACAGCCUCUUCGGAUACCGCUGCUUCAAGGCUGUGAUGUUCCUGACUGGAUUCAUCUUCGGCUCCAUCAUCGUGUACCUAAUAUGUCUUCAAGAGAAGCUGCUGCCUAGCUAUGGAAACGCAGGCGUGGCGCUGGGCGCGGGCAUCCUGUUCGGGCUGAUCACGAUGCUGGUGCAGUACGUGGGGCUGUUCAUGACCGGCUUCCACACGGGCCUGUUCGCGGGCAUCGUGGCGCUGGCCGUGGCCGAGCAGUUCGCGUGGCAGCCCGCCAUGUGGAUGACCGGCUGCGUGCUGCUGGGCGGCGGCCUGCUCUUCGCCAUCCUCAACCUCUACUGGCAGAAAGGACUCACCGUGGUGGGCACGAGCGUGUACGGCGGCGCCAUCAUGGCCGGCGCGCUGGACUACUUCGUGGAGAAGUUUCUCAUGGUGAAGUGGCUGUGGGAGCGCGUCACGCUCAAGCGCACGCUCUCGCCCUGCUGGUUCAGCUGGCUCAUCCUGUCCGUGUGGCCCUUCAUGGUGUUGGUGGGCAUGGUCACCCAGUGGGCCAUCACCGGGCGCGGCAUUUACCACCAGGAAUUGGUGCCGUCCAAGAAGAAUCGCAGCAUGACCAUCCAGAGGGCCCGGACUCGUGAGCAACGAGCUGAGCUACGACAGAAGAAGUAUCGCUACUUGUAUCAAGUGCGGACAGCUCACGGGGACGUUAUCAGCCAGAGUUACGUUCAAGCUUUGCAACGCAAAGUAUGUGGUCCUGGUGAGACUAAUACUCUUCAAUCGGAUUCAACACAUCUCACAAUACUUCCCGCAGACCAGACCCAACUGGCAGCUCUCACAGAAUCAGAAGAUGAAAGCCGGGAAAUAUCUGGUGAUAUAAUUCAACUAGAUAGGCGCCACGAGAGCAGCCGAGAAUCUGUCAACUUCAACAUUGGUCGACCUCCAUAUCGAUAGUAAUUCCAUUCCAUGCAUGCAAGCAACUUUCAUAAUAAUUCAUUUCAUUGUGAUACAACUCAGACGACGAAGUAAUAACUUUAUUUCAUUGCACUAUUCGUGAAAAAAAAACUUUUUUAUCUUAUAUGGCAGUGAACAGUGAAACUUGUAUGUGAAGAGAAGCAAAUAAUUUUAAAAUAACAUUUGUGCAUAUGUGCUUUAACCACAAACAAGAAGUUAUAAAAAUGUGAAGAUGUGUUUGGUGCUUGGGUCGCUAUGAAAAGCCAUUUGUUGGGAACGAUGUACUUCACAUAAAACAGACUGAUUUGAAAGUCAGCCCCAAACCAAAGAUUCAGACCAGCAUUUGUUCUGGAAGUGGUUGGUGUUCAAGCAUGGGAAAUUCAUGUAUCUAUAAGAACUAAUGCUACACGUUGACAAUACAGAGUUAGAGAAAUUAGAUGAAUUUUUCUAUUAAAUAUAGUUAAUGUAUCACUUGUGAUGCAUGUUCAUUCCAGUUUUCUUUAUAAGCACAAAUAUAAGUUAAAGGGACAAAGGAAUUUAAGAAUGAUCCUGUAAUUCUAGAAAAACUUUUGUAAUUGGACAAUCUUUAGUGUCUGAACGAACUAGUUUGCAUAUAUUGAUAAAGAUUUAAUACUCUUCAGUAAACAAUUCAAUCUGUUCCUUUGUCCUUUGUAUGCUUCCUUUCAUGCUCGACACCUCUGUAGAAUGUUAACUGAGAGACAUCCAUCCACAACGUGAUAUGAAAAUGGUGAAACCAUAAGUUAAUGUUCAGUUCAUGAAAUGAACUAUGAAUAUUUCAUAUUUGUAUUAAUCUGUGAUGUUGCUUGUGGAAAUGAUUAUUGAAUUAAUGUAAUAAAAUUAUUUUCCUUUUUUCAUUGAUU